AUGAGCAACAGCACGCUUGCGGCUGAGGCUCAGUUUCGCCAGUCGCUGAGGAAUGGCUGCCAUGCUUAUGUGGAGGGUUACGGCACAUCAUAUGGCUACCAGCCAUCGCUAGCGGCGGGCAUCGUGUUCUGCGUGCUCUUCGGAGUCUCCAUGCUUGCGCAUAUCGUACAGAUGGCGUGGAAGAGAACGUGGUGGUGUUUAGUAUUUGUCCUGGGAUGUGCCACGGAAAUUAUCGGCUGGGCCGGUCGAACAUGGUCUGCAGAGUGUCCAUACAACUCGACUGCGUUCCUGAUGCAGAUCUCCACCUUGAUCAUCGCCCCUACCUUCUUCACCGCAGGGAUCUACGUCCUCCUCGGCCGGUUCAUCGCGCUGCUAGGCCGGGAAACCUCGAUGCUGAGCCCGAAACUCUACCUCUGGAUUUUUGUGACCUGCGACAUCGUCUCGCUGGUCGUGCAGGCCAUCGGCGGCGGACUGGCGUCGAUAGCCUACAACCAAGCCAACGGCAACACCGAGCCCGGCACGCACACCAUGGUGGCCGGUAUCGUCUUCCAGCUGGUUUCGAUCACAGUCUUCGUCCUGCUGGCGGCCGACUUCGUGCGCCGCGCCCUGCGCCUCGGCCUCCUGCAGACGAUGACGGGUUCCGUGGUGCCCUUGUUCGGCGCCAUGGUCGUCUCGGUUUUGGUGAUCUACGUCCGCAGCAUUUACCGGACCAUCGAGCUGUCGCAGGGCUGGUCCGGCUACCUCAUCACGCACGAGGUGUAUUUCAUUGUCCUCGACGGCGUCAUGAUGGUCAUCGCGGUGGGCGUGUUCAAUGUGUGCCAUCCGGGCUGGUUGCUGCCCAAGGACGCGCCCAAGCCGUUUCAUCGCGCGAUCAACUCGUUUGAUAUGGAGGAACGGUAG
Molecule: messenger RNA, 900 nt
Organism: Aspergillus saccharolyticus JOP 1030-1
Lineage: Eukaryota; Fungi; Ascomycota; Eurotiomycetes; Eurotiales; Aspergillaceae
Product: RTA1 domain-containing protein
Exons: 3
Coding region: 1-900 (299 amino acids)
Cellular component (GO): plasma membrane; fungal-type vacuole
Source: RefSeq, a predicted model, not a curated record